Molecule: messenger RNA, 4023 nt
Organism: Symbiodinium sp. CCMP2456
Lineage: Eukaryota; Dinophyceae; Suessiales; Symbiodiniaceae
Source: the annotation of a GenBank genome assembly
AUGCCGCCCUCCUUCCGACACAACCUUGAGGAGGUGCGACGGAUCGGGUCGCUGUUCCCUGAGGGUUUAGACCAGGGCCGAAACAGCCCGCAUGGAGCCCCUCCACAAGCCAAUGAUCCACAGCAGUCCUGGGCUGCUACUGUCGCUGAGGUCCAGGCUGAAGCGCUCACGGAAGCUGGGUGGAAUGACGACGGCUGCCCACAGACUGCCGCGUCAGCAUGCCCCAGGACCGAGCCUGCCGGUGCUCCUCUCGAGCCAGAGAAUAGGGGGCCCCGUGGAGUUCCUUCUGUCACUACCAUCCCAGCGCAGCCUUCUGCGGCACAACACGAAGUCAUAGACUUCGAUGCUUAUGUGGUUGCUCCAGGCUAUCAACCCGAGGCCCUGACUCUGCCACUUCAGUUGCCAUGUGAGGUCAGGGAUGCGGAGUUUGCUGUCUCCCGCCACCUGCAAUCCCUCAGGCUCCCGUAUUCGGAUGUCGUCAUCGCUGCCGAUCCACAGCCGUGUACGUCGGCUUCCACCUUUAUCGUGCUGCCGCCGUGGACGACUCAUGCGGGGGCCAGUGCUGUUGUUCUGGAUCUCACCAGGAUGCCCCUUGAUGGGCAGGGGCCAAUCAUCGCGUGUUUCCUCACGCGCCCCACGAAUUUCGAAGAGAUCUGCAGAGAGGCUGGCCUCUACUCCAUGCCUCAAGAGAAGUUCGUGUUCAUCGGCACAUCUGAGACUCCGCUCCGACCGGGUGAGCUAGGUCACUUGGAACGUGUUUCCUACAGGGGCUCUCAUUGCCGCGGUGUCGUUGCCUUGAUCGACAAGCAGGUUAUGGGUGCCUCUCAGUUUGCUAUUCUCGAUGAUCCUAAGCUUGGGUAUGACACCCUUCAGCGGUUCGUCCCAGUCGUUCAGUCGGGGGAUUCGCUUGUUCUUGGGCUCGUUCCAGCGGAAAUGCAGACCACCAAGAGCCAGCUUCGCCACCUUGUUAGACAGGACACCCGUAAUAGGCCCAGCGGGGUAGCUCGCUUCAAGCCAUUUGCCAUGAAGACGGCAGUGUCGCCCAAACUGCUGAGGAAGUUGAGGACCUCUGGAUCAAACAUUUCGCUGGCAUUGAAGGCCCUCUACCAACUGUUCCUGAAAGCUUCUCUCAGAGUUGCUGAACCCAUUCAGUUCAAGGGAGGGAGCCUCUUCGCGAUCUGGAAGGGGAAAUCGAGCACGGCUAAGGCUUCCGCCUAUAGAGGCAUCCUCGUCAGUUCGGUCACAGGCAAGUCCUUCCAUCGCGCCAUACGCAACAGGUCUGUUGAUGCCCUUCGCAACUUUGGGCAGCCUAUGCAAACAGGGGGGUUGCCAAGUUUCCCGGUUACCAUGGGGUCGCACUUCGUGAGACUCUUUCAAGCCGGGAGCCACAGACGCAGACGGAGCCAUGGACUUUUGUUCCUGGACCUUCGUGAGGCCUUCUACAGGGUGGUGAGACCUCUCUUGGCGUACUCACCCUGGGGGGACGAGGACUUUGCCAAGGUGGCCCAGCUGGUCAGGCUACCGCCGGAGGUUAUGCACGAACUCCAUGUCCACCUUGGGCAGCGUCCUGUUCUGUCUGAGGCUGGCACAUCGGCCUGGACGACGGCUUGCAUGUCAGAAGCCCUUGUUGGAACCUGGUUUCGUUUCCAGGGCGGAGAGAAAGUUGUGCGUACUGACAUCGGCUCUCGUCCCGGGGACAAUCUUGCGGAUGUCUGUUUUUCCUUCAUUUUCGCAAAGGUUCUUCAGGCUGUCCAGGCCGACCUCCAACAGCUCGGCAUUCUUCCCGAGAUCCCCUGGGCGAACGAGAUGUUGGGCAACAUCUUUAGCGUCGGUGCGCCUUGUGCUGAAGCCUUGCAACCACUGGACGCGACGUGGAUGGAUGAUGCCUCUUUUCUGAUUGCGUCGCCCAAUGCCGGAGCACUUGCCGGUGCCAUGGAGGCUACUGGCAGGGCAGUUGUAGAUGCGUGUGCCUCACGGGCCCUUCUACCCAACCUUGACCGGGGGAAGACCGAGUUCAUAGCCUGCGCCCUAGGUCCUGGCUCUCGCAAAGUGCGCGCGACGCUCUUUGCAGGUUCCGAACCCAAGCUAAGCUUGCACUGCCGGCUUUGGCCCUCUGCCCAGGUCCGUCUUGUCCCGACUUACCAGCACUUGGGUGGGUUCAUCCACCAUGAUGCCUCGCUUUCCAGGGAGUUGAAGCACAGAGUUGGUUUGGCCUGGAAGUCCUUCAACGCCCGGCGUAAGAAGAUUUUCGGUGCCCCAGGGAUUGCGCGCCGUGACAAGGUGUUGCUUUACGAGUCACUGAUACUGACAGUCCUCCUGUACGGUGCAGGUACAUGGGAUACUUUGCAGGGGCCCGAGUUGGCCAUCCUUGAGACGGCCUACCACGGCAUGGCCUGCUACAUGCUCCGUCCUGCCUUUACAUAUGAGCAGGCGAUGCACAUGAGCCGGAGCCGGGUGUUGUCUCUCUUGGGCCUCCCGUCGAUCCCGGUGUUGCUGCAUGUGGCUAGGCUCCGUCACCUCCUUCCCUGCAUUACCACCAGCGUGCCCGUCUUUUGGGGCAUUCUGCAUUGGCAGGAGUCUUGGCUGGAGUCAGCUAGACAGUCGAUUUCCUGGCUAUGGGAGCACAUCGACAAUGGCGUUUGGACUCGCAGCUGGCAAGAAGCCUGGUCUGAAUGGAAAAUGUGGUGCCUCCACCAGCCGCGUCGGUGGAAAGGCGCGGUCCGCCGAGGACAACUGCAAGCGGUUCUCCAGGAGCGUUGGAGGUCGUCGGAGCGACACCACCACGGCCUCAUCUGCCGGCAGCUCCGCAGUGCUGGGGCAAUCCUUCCUCCUCAAGCGGCCAAUCCGACGCCUCAGCCGCACUUCUGUGCCCCUUGCGGGUUGCUGUUCACCACGUACCAGGAGUGGUCUGUGCACGCUUUUAAGUCACACGGACACACUGCCGAGUAUCGGCAGGUUCAGAGCGGGACACAAUGUCAGGCCUGCCUUAAGCACUUCCCAACACAUGUCAAACUGUGCCGGCACCUGCAGUACCACCCUUGCUGCCGCCAGCGUUUGCAAGAGGCGGGACACGGGUGCCGAGUUGAGCCUGGCAUUGGCAGCAAGAGAGCCCCUGAUGAUGGCCGCUUCCAGGCCCCGUCUCUCCAGGCGCAAGGGCCCCUACUCCCCUUCCUGGGGGAGGGUUGGCAGGAUUACCUCGAACGACCGUCCGUAGAGGUGAUUGAAUGCCUCAGGUUCUUGUCCUACGGGCUGGAUGAAGAAGCCCUGACGGAGUCAACUGCCUGGGAACGCGUUCGGGUUGCCUUCUCUUCUGUUUGCCUUCCAAUCCGGAAGAUACAGGCGACUGCGAGGAUUUGGCUCUCGCUGCUGGACGACGCCUGCAUAGAGGAUCCCUUCCCAACGGGAGUGCUGCGGAAAAUCGGCCAAUGGAUUUUGACGGCCCUGCUUGCUGAGUGGCUCGUUCCUUCCCCGGUUGUCAGGCCUCGCCAGGCUUGCACCUUCAGGGACGCGCCUUGCACUCUCCCCGUGCUUGACGUCUCUGCUCUUGUCCCGCGGCCUGUUGAUCUGCCCUCUGAUUGGGUAGUUGUCCGUGUUGGGGCGCCGGCAUGGCUAGAAAACAUGGGCCAACCGCCGGUGUCGACCAUUGACUUCACCUUCGACGAGUGCUUCCAGGCCCUUCACCAGGGGGGCGUGCCUUCUUUUAUGCAAGAUGUUGGCAGAGACACUGUCUUUGUGAUUUCUGUCUGUGGCCUUCCGCCCUGGCACGACUGCCCCACAACCCCGACUCGGGGCAGGGCCUUCGGCUCCCUUCUCGAUUUGGCUCUCCUCGCCGGCGACUUGAUUCGGUUCGCCCUUCGCCUUUGGCUUUUAGGGGUCCCGACUGCUCUGUGUACAGACCGGCCUGGAAUGAUACCUACGCCUAUCGCUUCCCUGUGUUUCCUGCGGUCUGCUGAAGCAAAGGAUGGGCGACUCUGGUACACCAAAGCCUUCAACUGGGAGCCACUUUUCGGUUUCACUUCUUAA